Messenger RNA from Suillus bovinus, 396 nucleotides. RefSeq lists its product as uncharacterized. Lineage: Eukaryota; Fungi; Basidiomycota; Agaricomycetes; Boletales; Suillaceae. The transcript is spliced from 4 exons. The record is from RefSeq and is a predicted model, not a curated record. Bases 1 to 396 code for a protein of 131 amino acids.
AUGAUUCCUAUAUUCCUUUCCUACCAAAAUCGAGAAAAAUGGCAUUAUUCGCGUCCUUCAGCCUUUGGUAGGUUGGUUUUCCUGCGCAUUGAUCCUCAGCACUGUAAGAGUGUACAGCAGGCUGUGAAAACUUCUGUUGCAAACAAAAUUGUUCAGAUUGGCAUCGCUACUAUCAUCGUCCUCGAGUACUCCGCCUUCCUCGCGAACAGCUCGAAGGGAUGGGAGUACAUCAAGUCGGCCGUGGACUACUAUCUGAAAUCUCCGACAGCUGUCGCAGUGGAGAAAGGAGCGGAAGAGAUUUCUCGUCAAAACUACAACAAAGAAGAACUGGAGAAGAAGGUUUUCGAGUUCAUCCUUGAAAAUCGCUUGUCAAAGGACUUGACAGAAAAGAAGUAG